Kwoniella mangroviensis CBS 8507 is the source of this 342-nucleotide messenger RNA. RefSeq lists its product as uncharacterized. The record is from RefSeq and is a predicted model, not a curated record. The transcript is spliced from 2 exons. NCBI's taxonomy places the organism in Eukaryota, Fungi, Basidiomycota, Tremellomycetes, Tremellales, Cryptococcaceae. The coding region runs from base 1 to 342 and encodes 113 amino acids.
AUGGCCUCUUUAAUCGUCUUGUCAGGUGUAGUAGGUUACUACCUCUACAAAGAGAAGAAAGAUCGAAAAGAGAGGAAACUCCAUGGUAAGGAUACCAGUGGGAUGACCAGCCCAGCUAUCGCUACCUCAAUAGCAACUAGGCAGAACAAGUUAGGGAAAUCAGAACAUGGAAUACGAGGAAAUACCUCCAACGUACCAAAAUGCCUUAAUCUCACCUCCUGCUCAAUAUGCCCACGAACUAUCAUAUAUGGCUCCUCGAAUGAGAACGAUAGUAAGGCUCCGAAAAGUAAGAAUAAGAGGAGAUCAAGAUUGUUCAGGAAACCUCUUUCUCUCGAGGAGUAG